Molecule: messenger RNA, 540 nt
Organism: Cooperia oncophora
Lineage: Eukaryota; Metazoa; Nematoda; Chromadorea; Rhabditida; Trichostrongylidae
Source: the annotation of a GenBank genome assembly
AUGUCCAUCACGUCGGACCUGCCCCUACAGGGAACUUUCCCUUCGAAGCAUACCUCUUUCACUCGAGCAUUUCUCGACUACACUUCGACAUAUGGAGAGAAGAGCUGCCACUUGAUAGAUCCAUAUACGGGGGAGAAGCUCACGUUUUCGGAAUUACACUCCGCUGUGGAACAGGUUCGCCUACAACUUGUUGGAAUCAGUAAGGGCAGUGUGAUCGCUGCUGUAUGCGGAAAUUCGAUCUCAGUUCUUCUCACCUACUUAGCUGCGAUUGAUCUUGGUAUCGUAAUUAUGCCUGUGAAUCCAGCGUCAAAACAUUGUGAGUUGCAGAUAUUUCGAAAAAUUCAGAGGAAUUCUUUGGCACUCAGAUUCCCCACCGAAGUUGAUUCAACUUUUCAUCGGACUUUGAAUGGAGACGUGAAGAUUAUUGAUAGGGUUUGGAACGCGUUUAGUAGCCUUAGCAAAUUUUUGCAGCUCGAUAUGGCUUUAAGUCGCUCUCCAAGGUGGUUUGACUAUCCUUGCGCGUAUAUCGCAACCAUUUAG